This is a messenger RNA of Boleophthalmus pectinirostris (great blue-spotted mudskipper), 3801 nucleotides long. Its product is annotated as desmoglein-2.1-like. The record is from RefSeq and is a predicted model, not a curated record. The coding region runs from base 42 to 3524 and encodes 1160 amino acids. NCBI's taxonomy places the organism in Eukaryota, Metazoa, Chordata, Actinopteri, Gobiiformes, Gobiidae. Gene Ontology annotation, biological process: homophilic cell-cell adhesion. The transcript is spliced from 14 exons. Gene Ontology annotation, molecular function: calcium ion binding. Gene Ontology annotation, cellular component: plasma membrane; desmosome.
GACUAUAAGAUUUUUUUAAUUUUUUUUUUUAUUUUUCAACGAUGGUUCGCAUUUUUUCACCUCACUUUGUCCUGCUACUGAUAACGAUCGUUGGUUCUGUUGCUUUUUGUAAAUCCCUGGUGAGAAAAAGAAGAGAGUGGAUCCUUCCUCCAAGACCUUUGAAAGAAAACGAGGACUACACAAAAAAGGAGUUCAUCGCAAAAAUCCGCUCAGAUUUUGAAGAACACAAGGACAUCAUUUACACUCUGAAGGGAAGAGGAGCAGACCAGGACCCGUACAAUGUUUUCGUCGUCGAUUCCAGAACCGGGUUCAUCAGAGUAACAAGAAUCCUGGACAGAGAGUACAUAGACACCUACAAUCUCUCUGGGAUUGCUACUUUUAUUAAUGGGAGCAAAGCGGAAAACAAAAUUGACAUCCGGGUCAAAGUAGUGGACGAGAACGACAACUCUCCCGUUUUCCCAAGAGACAUGAAACCUGGAGCGGUGUACGAGCGCAGUCCGGCAGGCACUAGUGUGAUAACCGUGAAAGCCACAGAUCUGGACGAACCAGGAAACCCAAACUCUCAGAUGAGCUACAGCCUCGUGAGACAGGAGCCAGCAGACGAUACGUUCUACAUGAAGUCAGACGGGACAAUCUAUGUGAAGAACGACCUUGACAGAGAGACCACGGAUCGUUACGUCCUGACAGUGAAAGCUGUAGAUCGAAAUGGCGACCCAAGAGGCAAUACCGGAACUGGCACGAUUACAAUUAAUAUCAAAGACGUCAAUGACAACCUACCUACUCUGUCGCAAUCUGAGUUUUCGGCCAAAAUUAAGGAGAACACAUAUGGAGUGGAGGUGAUGAGAUUCAAAGCAGAGGAUCGGGAUUUGGUGAAAACGGCAAACUGGGAGACAGAGUAUAUAAUAGCCAGAGGAAACGAGGCUGGGUACUUCAGCAUCAAGACCGACCCAAAGACCAAUGAAGGAAUUCUGUUUCUCGAAAAGGCUGUUGACUAUGAAGACAUAAAAAACCUUGAUCUUGGUGUAAUUUUAAAAAACAAAGCUCCUUUGUUCGACGACUCAGUGGGAUUCACAAACAUUGAUGUAGGUGGAGAAUUAACGUCUACUGGGACAGCUGGCAUUGAUGGAGGCACUGGAGGCACUGGGGGCAUUGGAGGCACUGGAGGCACUGGGGGCAUUGGAGGCACUGGAGGCACUGAGGGCACUGGAGGCACUGGAGGCACUGUAGACAAUGGAGCCACUGGAGCCAGCAGUUUUAGUGGGUUGGAGCAGAUUUAUAACAUGUACACAGUGAAAGUAGCCGUGGAGAACGAGCCAGAGGGACCACGCUUCGAACCCAAAGUCAAAGCCAUCCCCAUUUCAGAGGGAGACACCACCAUCAAAGUAAUGGACACCAUCGGUCACUACCCGGCCAUAGACCAGGAUACGGGCAAACCAGCCAAGAAUGUCAGGUACGUCAAAGGCACAGACACCGGGAACUGGCUCGUCAUCGAUUCAGAGACGGCUGAGAUCAAACUCAACAAACUUCCUGAUAGAGAGUCAACCCUGCUGGUCAAUGGAACAUACUACGCUGAAAUCCUGUGCAUUUCUGAUGACAUGCCGGCUAAAACAGCCACUGGAACCAUCGCCAUCCAGGUGGAGGACUUCAACGACCACUGUCCCACUCUGACCAGCACCGCGCAGACCCUGUGCCUGACCGAUGACGCCAUCCUGAUCAACGCUCAAGACCGGGACGCCUUUCCCAACGGACCGCCAUUCCACUUCACCAUCGUCCCGGAGAACACGCAGGGAAAGUGGCAGGUGCAGCAUCUGAACGACACAGGCCGGAUACUGAGGAGAGAGGAGUCCCUUUGGCCUGGCGUGUAUCAGGUGGAGUUUAUCGUGACUGACCAGCAGGGGAAGUCCUGUCCCGAGCCACAGAGAGUCCAGGUCCAAGUGUGCACGUGUGAGGACGGCUUCAAGUGCGGUAAACGAGGAGGGAGAGGUCAGCCAGAGAAAGAAGUGGAGUUUGGUCCGGCUGGAAUCGGACUGCUGUUCCUGGGACUGCUUUUACUUCUGUUGAUCCCUCUUUUGGCCCUUUUCUGCUUCUGUGGAGGAAUUAUGGGAUCGUCAGGAGCUUUUGCAGAGAUGCCAUUUGAUACUAAAUCUCAUCUCAUCAACUACCACACGGAGGGCCAAGGAGAGAACACGGAGGUUCCACUGAUCAACAUGCAAUCAGAAGUGGGUGGAAAUACGCACACUGGGUAUAAGGGCUGGACCCAGACAACUAAUGAGUUCUACCAGGGCCAAGGAGCCAGUCAGAUGGACGGUACCUGGAAGGAGAUGAGUCAUAUGGAUGGCACGUGGAGCAUGAACCAGAUGGGAGGCAGUGGAUUUCAGUCUGAGUACAUGAGCAGAGAGAGAGAGGGUGGGAUCUUUGACGGCAUGGCUCUACCUUACCACUACCUGGGACAGUACUACAACCAGAAGGCGCAGACCUCUGAUGCUCUGGCUGGGAAGGAAAAUCUCCUGGUGUAUGACUAUGAGGGCCAGGGCUCCUGUGCUGGCUCCUUGGGCUCCUGUGACAAUCUGGCUGUGGACAACGACCUGCACUUCCUCAAUGACCUGGACUUCAAGUUUAAGACUCUGGCUGAAAUCUGUGAAGGCAAGACCCUGGCUGAAGUGAGGGCCCCUGCUCCUCCUACCACCUCCAUCAGCACCUCCAUCAACUCUCACACAGCAGUUUCCAGUGUGUUGGCUCCGGGGCCCCUACCACAACCUGUGCCCAAACCACGUUCCAUUCCCAAAGCAGAGGUCAGCAGCAGCAGCAGCAGUAAGGUGCAAGAGAGCUCUGAGAGCACUCAGACCGUCACAAUCAAAGAUGUCAGCCAGGAGGUGUCCAGGGGCCCGGCCCCUCAGGCCCCUCAAGCUCCUCAGGGCCAGGUGCUGCUCCUGCAGCAGCAGCCUCAGCCUCAGCUCUAUUACACCACGGCUCCAGUUCUACAGCCGAAUCUCUACAUGGUCCAGAAUCCGGUCCAGAACACGGUGCUACUCAGGGAGGCCCCUGGGACCAACGUGCAGAAUGUGAUGCUGGUGAACGGCCCCCAGAGCGUCCCCGCCCAAGGCCUGGUGAUGCAGGGGCAGACUGUGAUGCAGGGCCAGGCUGUGGGGCAGACUCAGGUCCCUGGUAUGGUGCUGGUGGAGAAUGCACACGGGCCAGGGGCCUCUCUCUCCGGCUCUCAGACCAUGGUGCUGGUGGAUGGGAAGGGCCUGUCAGGUGCCAAACAGGUGCUGAAGACCAACCAGAACCUGGUGAAGACAGGACUCUCCGGCUCUCAGACCCUCCUGGUGGUGGGCUCUAAUUCAGCUCAGGGCCAGCAGCCUGGGGCCAAGAGCAGCCUUUCAACUGGACUCUCAGGGUCCCUAAGGACCCUCAACAAGAGCAGCUCUAGUAGCACUGGAAACCUCACAGGAAACACCACGCCCUCUACCUCCAGGAGGGUGGUGAUUCAGGAGACCAGAAAGGUCGUUCAGACAAACCUGUGAGGAUUAAAGUAAAGACUGUGGAUGUACGCUGAUCAAACGUGUUCACUUGUGAAUGUCAGCAGCUUUAUGUUCCCCUUUGCUAACAGCACUGAUGGAAGCGCGGGCCUUAACUAUCAAUGGACUUUACUGCUUAUAAGUUUUGCACUGACUUUUUACCUUUACACUGCACAGGAAAAGAAUGUUUGUUUGUUUAAUGUAAUAUAUGUUUUUAAUUGUUGUUUCAUUCAUGAUGUCAUUGUAAAUAGUUUUUUUUUACUAAUAAAAAUAUGCAUUGUAA